Messenger RNA from Stereum hirsutum FP-91666 SS1, 1691 nucleotides. RefSeq lists its product as uncharacterized. The coding region runs from base 69 to 1334 and encodes 421 amino acids. Gene Ontology annotation, cellular component: mitochondrion; cytoplasm. The record is from RefSeq and is a predicted model, not a curated record. Lineage: Eukaryota; Fungi; Basidiomycota; Agaricomycetes; Russulales; Stereaceae. Gene Ontology annotation, molecular function: NADP binding; 2-dehydropantoate 2-reductase activity. The transcript is spliced from 4 exons. Gene Ontology annotation, biological process: pantothenate biosynthetic process.
GUCGUCUCCGACGCAGCCUGGCCAGCUUGCGUACAUAGAACCAUUGUCGGGCGAGCUCAGUCCUUUUUAUGCGCUUUCACGUCCUAGGUGUCGGCUCCAUCGGAGGACUUCUCGCACAUCACCUACGGCAGACCCUUCCUCAAGAGCAUCCGGUCGUCCUCAUUCACAAGACUCUCGGACAAACCUAUGAUGCUCAGCGGAAAGGCAGCAUCAUCACCGUCGAGCGCGAUGGCGUUCAGCAGCAAUCUUCUGGACACAAAUCCGAGGUUUGGCGUCUCAAGACGCUGGCUGGAAUAGACAAGUGGGUUGCAAAGUAUCCGAGGUUGACAAAGACGGGUUCUCGCCGUCCGCGCAGGUUACACGAGCCAUACGCAGAAGCUGAGCAGGAUUUCCUUCCUUCUGCUUCCAUCGAGUCGUUGUUCGUCGCCACGAAAGCAGGCGGUGUCGUGUCUGCCAUAAAGGAACUGGUACCUCGACUACAAACCCACAGCACGAUCGUCCUUCUCAAUAACGGGAUGGGUGUAUACGAGGAACUUGUCUCCAAAGUUUUCCGCAACCCCGAAGCUCGACCUCACUUCAUCCUCGCGGUUAACAACAACGGUGCAUUCCUCAAAGACCAACUACACGUCGUGCACGCAGGUCCCGGCUCACUGCAGUUCGGUAUCGUUCCAGAUCCCAUGGGCCGUAAUUACGAGGAAAUGCUCGACGAUACUUUGGCUCUGCCAUUGGAUUCCAUCUCUAGCCGAGACGACCCCCAGUCUGAGCGAUAUAUAUCCUUACGAAAUACUGUCGCCGCGCUGGCUUCCCUCGAAGGCGUAGGCGCAUCGUGGAACCCCAUAUCGACCGUCUUACUCGCUAUGAAGCGCAAACUCGUCGUCAAUGCCGUCGUCAAUCCUCUCUCUGCGCUCAUGAACUGCCGCAACGGCGACGUCUUCCAGUCCGAUUACGCACGUCACGUAGCUCAGCGAGUCUGCCGCGAAGCAGGUCAAGCGUUCGCGGCUGAUCUACGCGCAGGUUUGGAUAUGACGCGGGCAACAGGGCAAGGACAGGAUGCCAUACCUCGCUGGAAAGGGAGGCUGGCUUUACUACCUGCGCCGCUAGAGCCGCGGGCCCUGGAAGAAGAGGUCCUCCGCGUAGCGCAUAAUACGGCUGACAAUGUCUCGUCAAUGCUUGUCGACGUGCGAAGGGGCAAGACGACAGAGAUAGAAUAUAUCAAUGGAUAUCUCACGCGGCUCGGUUGGGCCCAUAAGGUUCGGAUGCACACCACCGCCUCGUUAUACAACCUUGUCAAGAUGCGGCAAACCAUCCCCAUCGACAAUCUCCUGAGGCAUUGAAAGCGCACGCUACAUGUCUACUUUCCUACCCUGACACUCUUCUGCUCAUCUAUGGCUGCAUCGAUCCUCGCCAAAUGACAUAACCCCUUCCUCAUGUAACCAGAUCUGCGGCUCCUCAUUCAGCGUAUGGUCUCGAGGUCUAUCUCCGAGCGCCCCAUCGUACCGCUAUACUUUGGUGCCCCGACGUUAUAAGGAGCGGGUCCAGAGUACGGUACGCGGUAGCAUGACGUGAUGCUGCCGUAGUCGCUUCACUCAAUUAUUCCUCAACGAUAAGAGUGAACGAGCCCAGUAUUGUGCAGCGUCCCACUUGCUUUGGCCAGGCCGCCCUACAACCGCCAUUAACUUACGCCCCUAUCC